Messenger RNA from Kockovaella imperatae, 2165 nucleotides. RefSeq lists its product as hypothetical. The coding region runs from base 206 to 2005 and encodes 599 amino acids. The record is from RefSeq and is a predicted model, not a curated record. The transcript is spliced from 4 exons. Lineage: Eukaryota; Fungi; Basidiomycota; Tremellomycetes; Tremellales; Cuniculitremaceae.
UAUCACGUGCUUAAACCGCCAAUAUUCGGUUGUCGGUCGUCGGUCGUCGGUCGUCGCCCGUCGUUUUUGCACAAUUCUUGCCGGCGCUUUUGACACUUCCACAUUACUCCAUCAAUACGCAUCUACAGGCUCUCAGACUACCACCAUUGUGUAGCGCCAGCGAUUCUGAGUCCAACCAUACCCUCUUCAUCCAACAGCAUCCACCAUGAGCUCCGGAGCGGAAGAAAUUAUGGUUAUGCUGCAACGCAUAUCCAACGACCUACGCAGCGUAAGGGACUCUCAGGAGAGUACCACAAGGGCUGUAGAGGUCCUCAGAAGCGAUGUGGACUCUCUAAAAGGCCGGACUCAAAAUUUCCCAGCCACCCCAAACCCCAAUCGUAUAAACACCCAAACAAGUUUUCCGCCCGCUCUUGCUUGUAACUCUCUCCCCUCUAUACCUGCGAUCUCUCAACACCACUCACCUGCGGCUGUGGGCAUCGCCCAGCACGCCUCUUCGUCUCAGUACGCCUUUACAGCGAACAGUAUCAACCUCAGCGGCCAGUUUAACCCUCAACCUGCCCCCCCUCCUCUCCCCCCUCUCCCUACGCAGAAUGAACAAACAUUUGUUCGGCCUUUCAAUGCUCAGCAGGCCGCAGCAGAGUAUCGAACAGGCCCUGCUGCGACUGUGGUCGGCACUUCAAUACAAGGAGGACAGCACGUGUUUACCAAGCCUUUGUCACAGUUAGCCAAAACCGCUCCUACCAAACCCCCCAGGAUUGAUUACGUCUUCUUCGGAACGACAAAGGAGGUAGAUCUGCUUCUCUUGUCUAGAAUGCGCUUAACCAGUCCCACGCAGCUAAUCUACAUCCCCACUCGGGCAAUCUUAGACUGGAAUGGUCCCCUGCAGGGUGUUAAUUUCGACUGUUUGAUGGACCUUUUGACCAAGCAGAGAUGUGUCUUCGAUCCCUCCCUGCCCAGGAAUACGAGCUCUGCCACAGACGUACAGAACCACUUGACUAUAGCAUACUUAAAGCGUGGACAUGACCUCACCAAACACGGAUAUAUUUGGGCCGAAAGAAGUCGUCACGACCACAAACUUCUAGUCACUGCUCACCAAACCGAGCUCACCAGCAUCCAGCUCCACAACAAGUUCGUCAAGAAGGACCAUGCUUUCAUUGUUUGCGAUGGAGAGGGUGAUCCAGGCUUUAUGGAGGACCUUGCCACCAGGAUUAUAGAGGCAAAAAGAAUCACCCGGAGGAGAAGGGGCAAGAAAGGCCGGGACCGAUAUGAUGACGACGACGAUGAAGAGGACGAGGACGAGGAGGCUCAAGCCAUCACCUGUGCGGAUUGUCAGCAAAUUUGGGCAAACCAGGAGCUAUACGAACGUCAUCGAGGACAAUGCUCGAAAAGGCCUGUCAAUAUGUCCGAGGGGCGUAUGCUGGACCUGCAUCCCCCCGUUUUUGCCAUUCCUGAGCCCUCGAGCCCGAGCCCUCCCUUGUUCACCAUUCCUGAACGUUCGAGUCCAGUGACAGAAGAGAUGCACGCCCCUCGCUUUCAACUGAUACCAUCCGACCCAGCAGUGGAACAGACAUUGGAGUCGGCUCAUGUGUUGAAUACUCCAUCCCGUACACAGACAGCUCUUGAGAACCUUCGGGCGGCAUUAGCAUCCAGCGAACGUCCCUCCAGGCCUUCUGUAAGUCCAUUGGCGUCUCGACGACGUGCGGGCGUCAAUGAGCCGCCUAUCUCGCUUGGUUCAAGUACAAAUCGACGAGCUGCUACAUCUCGCUAUCCUACCCGGUCUGGAAAUGCCCCCCGACCCAGAACCCCUCGAGGUAAUGCACCACAAUUGCCCGUUCCUGCUAUACAAUCUCCGCGUACGCCGCCUCGUCGUAGAAGGUCUCGACCAGCUCGUAGAUCUCCAUUGAGGGACGCUGUGGGACCGGAGACACCCAGGGAACCAGCAGGAACAAGCGCCCGCUCGGGUCGGGUUCGCUUCAAUAGUUCACGAGUGACGGGCAAUAACUGACAGGUGUUUGACAAGAUGUUAUAACUUAUAACGGUUUAUAACUCACAUCAUCCACUCGGUUGUAUCUCAAUUGAAACAAUGUUGCAGCUCUUCAAUGUAUACAUACAGCUAUAUACGAUCACCGUACUCCUUCAGCAUCAACCUCCGCAGUGUAUCCUUG